CUGCCCGGCUGCCCCCUCACCUCGCGUGCUCGAUUCCCAUCUCCCCCCUCCCUGCGCACAGCCGCACACCAGUACCACCAACACCAUUCAACAGACGCCGCCGCCGCCGCCGCCGCCCCUCAUCCCUGUCCCGUCCCGUCCCGCGCGCGGCCGCCGCAUCCGUCCGGGCCUCCUCGUCUCCCCAGCCCCGCUGCCGCCGGGUUCAUCAGCAGAAGCUGCUUGCUCCGCCGCCGCCGCCCUCUUCCUCCUCUACUGCUUAAUCUUAGAUUUUGCUUCGGGGUUCGGCUCAAUUUCGUCGGAUGGAUAUCGAUUGGGGUCGUCAGGAGGGCGUUCGCGAGCGGCAUGCGCCCCGACAGCUUAAUUUUGCUUAAUCUUAGAUUUUGCUUCGGGGUUCGGCUAAAUUUCAGGCGUGCCCAUGAAGCCAUUGGGGUCGUCAGGAGGGCGUUCGUGAGCGGCAUGCGCCCCGACAGCUUCAAGGCGGUGCAGGUGCUCACAGCGUGCGCCCGCGUCGCGGAUCUAGAGACCGGGGAGGCCGUGUGGAGGGCGGCACAACAGGAGGAGGGGGUCACGGAGAGCGUGUUCGUGGCGACCACGGCGUUGGACCUGUACGUCAAGUGCGGGGAGAUGGAGAAGGCUAGGGCAGUGUUUGACGAGAUGAAGAACAAGGAUGCGGUGGCCUGGAGCGCGAUAGUCAGAGGGUACGCCUCCAACGAACAUCCUCGGGAGGCUCUAGACCUUUUCUUCGCGAUGGAGGUGGAGGGAGCGAAGCCGGAUUGUUACACGGCGGUCGGGGCGCUCUCAGCGUGCACGAGGUUAGGUGCAUUGGAUUUGGGAUGACAGGCGGUUGAAAUAGUGCACUAGGAUGAGGUCCUUGACAACCCAGUCCUGGGCACUGCACUGAUCAAUAUGUAUGCUAAGUGUUGGAGCACAAGAGAGGCAUGGAUGGUGUUCCAGCAGAUGUUGGAGAGGGACAUCAUUGUUUGGAAUGCGAUGAUCAUGGGGCUUGGCAUGAUUGGCCACGAGAAGAUUGCAUUUGUGCUUGUUGGCCAGAUGAAGAACUCGGGUGUGAAGCUGAAUGAUAAUACCUUCAUUGGAUUGCUCUGCAGCUGCACACAUACUAGCCUUGUGAAUGAUGGGCGGCGGUAUUUUCAUAACAUGACUCAUGUAUACAGUAUAAGCCCUAGGAUUGAGCAUUAUGGUUGUAUGGUUGACCUGUUGAGUCGUGCGGGAUUGCUGGAGGAGGCUCAUCAGCUGAUUGGUGACAUGCCAAUGCUGGCAAAUGCCGUUGUAUGGGGAGCACGCCUCGGUGGUUGCAAGAUCCAUCGGAAUGCUGACCUUGCUGAAUAUGUGCUGAAGCAGCUCACCCGACUGGAGCCAUGGAAUUCUGGGAACUAUGUCAUGCUUUCUAACAUUUACUCGAACAGUGGAAGAUGGGAAGAUGCUGCAAAGCUUAGGUUGGAAAUGAAGGCAAAGGGGAUUGAGAAGGUCGCUGCCUCUAGCUGGGUUGAGCUUGAUGAUAAGGUCCACAAGUUCUAUGUUGGGGACGAUUCACAUCCUCUUUCAGAUAAGAUCUAUGCAAAGCUUGAUGAAUUGGGCCACGGCAUACCUUGUAGAUUGAGCCCAUAGCAGCCCAUAUAUGAAGAAAAAACAAAAGAAAAAGAGCCCAACACGUAACAAGCAACAUCUCGCAUUGAUUUUGAAGCGUGAGAAUCUGGUCUGCUUAUUCUGUUCGCUGUGUUUCUUUCGUCCACUCAGCUUUCCGCAGCCGCCGUUUUACGUUAGCCAAUUCUGCUGUCAGCUUGCCGCUGUCCGCUCGUCCUUUGAGCUUUGGUUGUGUCUCCCAAAUAUCUUGCCUUUUUGUUGCAUUGGACUCUUCUGUGGUUAGAAUGGCAGCACCCAAGCCCAUUUCUCGUCUUAUUUCUCACGUCAUUCUUGAUUUGGAUGGCACCCUCUUAAACACAGAUUCUGUUGUAAGUAAGGUAGUAAAACCAUUUAUUCUAAAGAAUGGAAAAACGUGGGAUAGCAAGAAAGCUCACAAGCUAGUUGGGAAGACACCUUAUGAAGCUGCAGCUGUUGUUUUAGAAGACUAUGGACUCCCUUACUCUACAGAAGAGUUCCUCUCGAUGAUUACUCCGAUGUUCAGUGAGCAGUGGUGCAACUUAAAACCACUUCCAGGAGCUAAUCGACUGAUAAAACAUUUAAAGACUAACGGGGUGCCUACUGCUUUGGCUUCAAACUCACCAAGAUGUAACAUAGAAGCCAAAAUUUUCUUCCAACAAGGGUGGAAAGAGUCUUUCUCUGCAAUUGUUGGUGGAGAUGAAGUAGAGAAGGGGAAGCCAUCCCCGAAUAUAUUUUUGGAAGCUGCAAAGAGAAUGAACUGUGCUCCUUCAAAUUGCUUAGUAAUAGAGGAUUCCUUGCCAGGUGUUACAGGUGGAAAAGCUGCAGAAAUGCAUGUCAUAGCUGUACCUUCAAUACCCAAAAAGACUGCUGAGUUCAGUUCUGCUGAUGAGGUGAUCAAUUCCCUCCUUGAUGUGAGGCCUGAAAAGUGGGGGUUGCCACCAUUUAAUGAUUGGAUUGAAGGUACCUUACCAAUAGAACCAUGGUUUAUUGGUGGGCCUGUGAUCAAAGGAUUUGGCCGUGGUUCUAAAGUACUAGGAAUACCAACAGCAAAUUUACCCGCGGAGAAUUUUUCCGACGUAGUGUCAGAACAUACAUCAGGGGUAUACUUUGGCUGGGCAGGACUUUCAACGCGUGGUAUAUAUAAGAUGGUUAUGAGCAUUGGCUGGAACCCAUAUUUCGACAAUACCGAGAAGACAGUAGAACCUUGGCUGCUUCAUAAUUUCGGCGAGGACUUCUAUGGCGAGGAGGUGCGCCUUGCCAUCGUUGGCUACAUAAGACCUGAGGCCAACUUUCCUUCGCUCGAGAGCUUGAUAGAGAGAAUUCACGAGGAUGGAAGAGUAGCAGAGAAGGCACUAGACCUGCCAAUGUAUGCCAAGUACAAAGACUCGCCUUAUCUGAGAAACCCUUCGAAGCACGGGAGUAGUACUACCGGUGGGACCCAGUCUGAGAUGGAUUCCAAGUGACAACCCCCCUACAGGGCCACUAGAUAAUAUGUUACUUAUUUUCUCUAUGGUAAAUGCGUCGGUGUUGAUGCAGAAACAAUUGGACUCUCUGUGAGCUAACUCGCUUCUUAAUUUUCGGAAGUAGAUAGUAUUCCUCGAAGUGGUGUUUUUACUUUGUAAUAUAGAAAAAAAUAAAGUGGGGUUGUUGAAACUUGAGAGUCAAAUUCCGAGACGUUAUGCACGUUUUGAUUUCUGAAUUAAUCGAUUGGUAUCACUUGUACUGUUUUUAUA
Messenger RNA from Zea mays, 3353 nucleotides. RefSeq lists its product as uncharacterized. Gene Ontology annotation, molecular function: riboflavin kinase activity. Lineage: Eukaryota; Viridiplantae; Streptophyta; Magnoliopsida; Poales; Poaceae. The transcript is spliced from 13 exons. The record is from RefSeq and is a predicted model, not a curated record. The coding region runs from base 1887 to 3083 and encodes 398 amino acids. Gene Ontology annotation, biological process: riboflavin biosynthetic process; FMN biosynthetic process.